Oryzias melastigma (Indian medaka) is the source of this 5685-nucleotide messenger RNA. It is a transcript of the gene fgf1a, whose product is annotated as fibroblast growth factor 1a. NCBI's taxonomy places the organism in Eukaryota, Metazoa, Chordata, Actinopteri, Beloniformes, Adrianichthyidae. Gene Ontology annotation, molecular function: growth factor activity; fibroblast growth factor receptor binding. Gene Ontology annotation, biological process: positive regulation of cell population proliferation; positive regulation of protein phosphorylation; animal organ morphogenesis. The transcript has 3 exons. The record is from RefSeq and is a predicted model, not a curated record. Gene Ontology annotation, cellular component: cytoplasm. Bases 3743 to 4348 code for a protein of 201 amino acids.
AUUCGUAUCGCAAGAGGAAGCGGGCGUUCGCAGUGAAAGCAAGUGUUCUUACAAGUGCAGGGAAGGGAGGAGUCCGGAGCCGCCGGCGCCUCGGUCUGACAGUAUCUCCGGUUUCGGGUUUGGGUCGGAACGUCUUUUCUUAUCAGGUCUGCAUAGCUUGUCUGUUUCAUAACCUCAACAUGUUAUUGUUUAAACACAAGGUUUUAACAUGAAUGUGAUACUUAAAGAGAUAUUCAGAUAGUUUAACAGAAGUAUAUAUUGACUGGUGAAAGUUAGUGAGCUGCCAGGAAUAUAUAUAUAUAUAUAUAUAUAUAUAUUAUUAGAUUAAUAUUUCAAGUUACAGCGAAGUGCUCACUUAUAUAUUUAAAUAUGUCAUAGGUUGUUUUUAAUGUGUGUCCCAACAACAGAGAAGAGCAUCAAUAUAAUAUACACUGCUUUCAAGCUCAGGUUUUUAAAGAAGAUAUGGUCUUAUUCACACUUUUUUUUUUAAGUUCCAAUAAAAGCCAAAAACAGUUUCUGGACGAUUUGGAUUUCCCAAACGUUGUCUGCUUUUGUGUCUCCUGAUGUUUUGUGUGUUGGGGAAAUAUUUUAGUUAGUAGGAUGUGUAAAGUUUGAGGGGUAAGCUGCCGCCGCUGCCAUUCAUUGAUUGGCUCAGACAAUGGAUCCUUUUUUUUUUGUUUUGUUUUUUUUUGUUUUUUUGUUCGUGUUUGUAACAGUCAAAAGAAAAAAUACCUUCAUCACCUGUAAAAGGGUUACUUUCACAUUCAGUCUAUCCAAGACUCUGCUGCUGCUGUUCCUUUAUACAGGCUUAUAGAAAUAUACAUAUAUAUAUAAAUAAAAUGUUGGUACUCCUCUGAUAAUAAAAUAAAAAAACUCAUUAAUCACUAAAAUAACUUGACAAAAUGAUUAAAAAUAUAGCAAUAAAAAUUGCUUUUGAAUUUUUGCUGGUUACUUUAGUGAACAUUGUGGGUGUUUUUGCAUUACCAGAGGAGUAUGAAUACAUCUUACAAACGUAUAUAUGUGUGUAUACUACAUAUAAUGUCAAAGUUGCCUCUUCUUGCUCUAAAAUGUCUUCUGUUUACUUUCUUUGACAUUUCUGAAGAGGAACCUGAAUAUGCAAUAGAAAAGACAGACAAACAAUCAUCAUGAUGCAGCGUAGUGCUCUACUGCUCUUUUCUUUUUUUUAUUUUAUUUCAUAAUAAACACAAAAUAAGCUACUCACAGGAGAUACAUUUAAGUGUUAUCUCUUUGGUGAGAUUUUUACGAUGUUCAGGAUAGUAGUCACCAGUUGACCCGGACUGCUCCCACACAGCCUCACGUUGAUCUCUGACUACACGGCGACCAAAGCUAACAGACUCAUUUUAACUCCGCCUUUUUAAGAAAAUAAAAAAGAAAAGGAGGUGCGGGCUCUAAGGUUACAAAUGUACAGUUUUUUUUUUUUUUUUAAUCAAACACUUUUUUAACACAUCAAAGCUUUGGUCAAGUCAUGUAAUACUGUGAAUAGAAUAGAACCCUGUUUUUAUCAUACACAAACUGUUUGUGAAAGUAAUCAACCAGCUUGAAUCAAAAAAGAAAAAAAACUUUUGCACUACCCAAAUAUUGUUUGAAAAUCUAUUUUGUAUAAAACAUAUGCAGACUUUAAGAAAAACAAAGGGCGGAUCAUGUUUCACUGGUGUAUGUAUGCUUUCUCUAUAAAGCGCUUUUUUUGUUUCUUUGUUUUUGUUUUUUGUGUUUUUUUCUUGCUAAAACAAGUUGGAUCUGUACAUAUAAUCCAUUGUAAAGAAACUGCGGUGUAUUUGUCUCCAGAUAAGUUUUACAGUACCCCCCCCCUGUAUUUUUCUCCUCUAUAGUGUGACUCUCGUUGAUCUUUUGCGUCAUUGAUUAAAGUUUGAACUGUAUGUGUUUUUGUGUGGUACUUUUUCGGCAUAAGGAACUGUAAACUGGUGUUUUUUCUUAAUACUAACUCGUGAAUCUGAACGGUGGACAUGGUAAGCUCAUUGUAAGCCACUUCUCCAUCUUUGCAGCACUUGUUCAUCAAAUAAAAAACUUUUUUUUUCCAUUCUGACGCUGUUGUCGUGAAAUUGACCAUAAAACUGGACGAUAAUCCAAUAGAUUCUGCAGUAUUAUGCUCAUCAUCAUAUCAUUUUUAAAAAUUAAAGAAAAGGUGUUAUUAGUGCAGUAAAUAUUAAUUGACUUCCCAAGUCUCUAAAUGUUCUUUCUAGAAGACAGUAAGGAGCCUUUUCUCAUGAGCGCCGCUGUAAACAUCUGCUGUUGACAUCUGGUUUCAACACCAUCUUUCAUCUCGUCUCCAUCACUGCUGGAAAAGCAUUCGCCCAGUUUAAUUAAAAGAUCAUUAUCACUUAGUUCCUCUCAUCCUCACUGAGAAGCAAAGAAGACUAUGUGCUUCAUUGGUUCUCAAAUGGGGUCAUUAGAUUAUUUUUAAAAAAUCAUAAUUUGCUAUUAAUACACAUUUCAUAUUUCUACUGUCUAAUGCUAUUUAAAAUGCUAUAUAAAAUGUAAGCAUGGCACUUUUGUAUGUGUUUUGAAACCAUGUAAGAGCUGCAGAUGUUUCUUUUUGUCAUUUAAGUUUGCCAUUUUUCUCUAAAACGUAGUAAAUAAAUACUAAUAAAUGCUAUCUUUGUAUUGUACAGGGGUCUCCAACCCCAUGAGUCACCUUUAUCUCUCUGUUGUGGCUCUAUUUGAAUAAGGUUCAGUUCUUUAGAAAACCUGCAACAUUUUGAACACAUUACACUCCCACCACCAUGCUUCACAAUAGUGAUGGUAUUUUGUUUGUUGACAAUGUAGAUUUUCCAUUAAACACAAGUCAAAUAGAGUAUUAUAUAUAUAUAUAUAUAUAUAUAUAUAUAUAUAUAUAUGCUUGGACCUCUGCAGUGAUGGCUUUUUUUAACCCCAUCAAUUAAGAAAAAAUGAUUUUUACAGUUACAAAAUAACAGAAACAAAAAUGACAACCAGUUUAAAAGCUGUGUAUCUAUUUUUUAAUUAGAAUUAUCUAUAUUUCCCUAAAAUUUGAUCAAUACUAUCUUUGUGUAGUUCAGGAGUCUGCAAAAUGACUCUUCAGAGCCAUAUGCAUCCCCUCUAUACCCUCUAUUGGCUGCUUGACUUUGUAAAAAAAAAAAAAAAACUCUUGAUUUGAAGAAAUAUCAAAUUAUUUAAGUUUAACGGUUAUUCUGUUACACUUCAGUGUCUGGUUGUAAUUCAGAUGCUAAGUUUUUAUCCAUAAUUGCAUUUACAUGUUUAUAUUUAAGCAGUUUUAUUCCACACCAAUAUUGUCAUGUAUACUUUUGGUAGUAAAUUAAGUAAAAAGAAUGAAGAUGCAUCAAAGUCUCAAUGAUGGUAAAUUUAAUUUUAUUUGAUUUUCUUACAUUUCUUAUUCAAGUCAAUCUCGAAGUUCUUGUUUGACAGAGUGUACUUUAUUUUGAAAGGAACUUGAACGCCCUGCUGUCAAAAGUUAAAAAAAGUUAAGUUUGUUGUUAAUAAAAAAUAUGACUUUUACAGUUGUAUUUUUGUAAAUAUUUAAAAGCUACAAAGGAAUAGCUUGAUAGGAAGUAUUUUUCUGGACCAAAUUGAUAAUUAUUAUUUUUACAGUCUAUAGAUGUUCCAGACCCCUGGAAUGUGUUUGGCUGUAAAAAUAAAAUAAAAACUUGUAUUUGACGAGAAACAUCCGGUUAUUUAAGAAAAUAAAAGACAAGUAAUCGAGAGGAAAAGGUGUUUUAUUAAUCUGAUGGAAUAUGAUGUUGUCGCGGGAGCGCGCUUCAGUAUCAGUGCUCGUUCCCGUUCGGAGCAGGCCCCCCUCCUCCCCUCGGUGAAACCCCCGCACGCUGUGUCACGUAGCCGACUUUUCCUCAGCAGCAUGGCGGAUGCGGAGGCUGCGGAGAUGACCGCAGUGCGGGGUCAGUCCCCGGGCGGCGGCCCGCCUCUGCUGGACUACCGGCGGCUGACCCGGCUCUACUGCCGGAACGGCGGACAUCACCUGCAGAUCCCGCCUGACGGGACGGUGCGGGGCGAGCGGGAUGAGCGGGACGCUCACAUCGUGUUAAAGCUGAAAGCUGUGGACAGAGGUGUCGUCAUCAUCCAAGGAACCGAAUCCCAGCGAUACCUGGCCAUGAACGACGAAGGGCGUUUGUACAGUUCUCCCACAGUAACUGAUGAGUGUUACUUCCUGGAGAAGCUGGAGGAGAACUUCUACAACACGUACCGACCACAGAAGUAUCAGGAUAGCAACUGGUUUGUUGGUCUUAAAAAGAACGGGAAGCCUAAGCUGGGUCCCAGAACCCACAUUGGACAGAAGGCGGUCUUCUUUAUUCCCAGACAGCUAGAAGAAGAUUAACCAUUUUAUAAAAUGCUCAGCUGGGUUGGGAGAGAUGGAUCAAAUCCUGAACUAGGUUCUGUUUAGCUAAAAUAGAUCUGCAGUUUAGAUUAAAAUGUAUGAAGUCAAGGAAUCUAUAAUAGAGAUCAAAACUAACAAAAUUGUGACUUUUUUUUAUAUUUAUCAGUAUAAUUCUUUGUUCUUAUGAAAAAAAGAACAUAUUGAAAAAUGUAGAGAUUAAUAGAAUCAAUUUAUUCUAUAUGAGAUUAUAUUUUAUGAACACUAAUCAUCAAAAGUAGCAUCUAUGUAUCUUAAAGCCAUAAAUUAAAAAGGUUCAGUGUUUUCAUGACCUUUACCAUCAAAUAUAUGACACUCAGAUCAUCAAACAGAUUAUAAUUAAUGUACCAAAGAAAAUUUCAAAAAGAUAUAACUGAUUAAAUGAAUAUAGAAGUUUGCAAACUUGCUUGGUUACACAAAAAUAAUUUUGAGACUUUGCUCUUUCAGUCUUGUGAUAAAUUCUUUUAGCCACGCUGGAGGCCUUCCAGUUCUGUUUGGUAUAAAAGACACUUCAGACGCUGGGCAAGAAAGUUAAAGGUAAAUCGCUUAACAACAUUUGAUGGAUGGCUUAUUUAAGUGACCUUAUGUUUGCACUGAAAAACUAAAGCAUGCAAUUUUGAGAAGAAGCCAAGAGAACAACACAUCAUCUUAGGACCCACAAAGUUUACUAAGAUACUAGUCAGAGAAGAUUAAAUAUGUUCAGUCUUAGUUUUAUAGUGAAAAGGUGUCACAUGAGGGCUUUACUUUGAAAUUCCAUGUUUUUUUUUUGUUUUGUUUUUUUACUUCAAAAUUCCUGCCGACUCUAAAACCUCCAUUUUUUUUAAUUCAAAAGUGGACUUGUACCAUUGUCCUAAUAUGCUUAUGACUUGACUUUUCAAAAUCUAUAAUUUCAGAAAAUAAAAUGAAGAUGAUCACACUACAACCAUGCUGACGGUGUAUGAAACACUCAUUCUUUUGCAGGAAAAUGUCAGCAGCUAAUGAACCUUUUUUCCUUCUGUUUUUCUCCAUUUGUUAAUAACUUUCUUGCUUCUUUAUUCAAAUAGUUUUAUUUUAAAAUAUUAAAUGUGUUUGGUGAUCUGAAUCUGAGAUAGAAAUAGGAAAAAAAUGUAGUACUGUAGCUGUAAAUAUCAGUUGUUGCCAUGUUUGUUUUGUUAACCAUUUUUUACAGCAUUCAUUACAUGUUGUGGUGCUUUAUUAACCCGUCAAGCAAAAUUGAAAACUCAAAGUGUAGCAUGUGUGAUGUAUUACCCCAGGACGGCACUGUGAUCAAUAUCUCUGUAAUAAACAACAGAAGACCAAAA